GCGCCCGUCGCCGGCUCAACAGUCUCUUUGUCUGCUUCAGCUGGCUAAGUUGGGUGGCAGUGUUCAUGUCUCGCUCCUGGGUUGUGGAGGUGGCGUUCCACUUCAAUCCAUUGCCCCAGUCCACGUGGAUUGCACGUGAAGGUGGAGGUCUCUUCUUCUUCGAUAAUUUCGCAAUCCGCCCUGCUCACUGAACGACUUCGACAAUAACAACAACAACAGCAACAACGAGAUGCUCUACGUUAUCGGCUUGGGUCUCAGUGACGAGAAGGACAUCACGGUCAAGGGUCUGGAGGCCGUGCGCGGGUGCGAGCGAGUCUACCUUGAGGCGUACACCUCCAUCCUCAUGGUCGAGAAGGAGAAGCUUGAGGAGUUUUACGGCCGCCCCGUCAUUACGGCGACGCGCGAGACGGUCGAGCUCGAGAGUGACGAGAUCUUGCGUGACGCAGACAAGGUCGAUGUCGCUUUCCUUGUCGUUGGUGACCCGCUAGGUGCCACGACCCACACCGACCUCCUUCUGCGGGCGCAGAACCGCGGUAUUCCCACCCAGACGAUCCACAAUGCCUCCAUCAUGACCGCCCUCGGAUCCUCCGGCUUGCAGAUGUACAACUUCGGGCAGGCCAUCUCUCUCCCCUUCUACACGCAAACUUGGACACCGGACUCGUGGUACGACCGUCUCGAGGAGAACUUGCGCUAUGGGAUGCACACUCUCGUGCUUCUCGACAUCAAGGUCCGCGAGCAGAGCGAGGAGAACAUGGCAAGGGGCCGUCUUGUCUACGAGCCGCCACGCUUCAUGAAUCCCGCCACUGCGUUCGAGCAGAUCCUGCUCACCGAGGGUAAGAGGCACCCGUCGUCCGAGGUUGAGGCAGACAUGGACGACGAUGACGACGUGCCCGUCGCUGCCGGCCCGACGCUCAUGGAUCCCGAGAAGACGCUCGCAAUGUCGCUCUCCCGCAUCGGCACGAGCACGCAGAAGAUCAUCUCGGGCACGGUUGCCGAGCUCGCCCGCCUCACUGCCGAGGACUACGGGGCACCCCUCCACUCCGUUGUGAUCGUCGGCAAGCGCCUGCACCCCCUGGAGGUCGAAUUUGCCGGGCGCUGGUGCGUCGGCGGCGAGAGCGGAGACUGGUGGCGCGUGGCUAAGGAGGUGUAUGGUGUUGAGCGCGAGUCGUUCGACUAGGCGGCACCGAGGGGGUGCGAGGUGUGCACGGAGGACCGACUUUCAACUAGUUGCUAGACGCUUUCUGCAGCGAUGUAUUCAUAUUUUAGAUCAC
Molecule: messenger RNA, 1271 nt
Organism: Cutaneotrichosporon oleaginosum
Lineage: Eukaryota; Fungi; Basidiomycota; Tremellomycetes; Trichosporonales; Trichosporonaceae
Biological process (GO): protein histidyl modification to diphthamide
Molecular function (GO): diphthine synthase activity
Source: RefSeq, a predicted model, not a curated record